AUGACAAGCAACAAUCCUUUUGAAGAUAAUCCAUGGUCUGGGACCAACAAUGGGCCUCGCUAUGGCAAUGCCUAUGAAGAUGAUCAUGGCAAUGCUUGGUCGUCGUCAACGCCUUCUCAACAACAUCGUUCAACACCCGAUCCUAUUCCUCGCAUGCCAUCGCCAUCGGAUUAUCGGGCCAACAGCACGGUUCAACAAACUACUUGGAAUGAGUCCAACAAAACCGAAUACCCGACCACUUCAUCAGCAUGGGAUCAAGAUCCUCCCUCUUCGAUUCCUUCCACACCACAAAACGCUUAUCAAUAUUCAGGCACUCGCUAUGCUUCACCCACCCUGAGCAACAACAACACGUAUGAAGGCGACAACAAUGCUUAUUCCAAAGUCGAGGUGACAUCUCAAGCAACCCCGCCUCCACCCGCUGGGGGUAAACCUCGUCCCAAUAACAACAAGAACAACGAUGCAGAAACAGCUUUACCUGCUGUGUGGGAUGAGAAGCGAUUGAACCCUUCCAAACUCAGGCUCCUCUUGCGUUUCCUACAACUCAUUGCAUCCAUUGGUCAUCUUGGAUUUGCAGCUGGUGCAUCACCUUACUCAGAAGAAGAUGUACCCUUUGACAAUGCGGCGUGUUUUUAUUUUCUAUGGGCAGUGGCAAUCCUUACCAUCCUAUGGUCGUUUUUCCAUUUGUCAUUUUGGUGUUAUCGUCGAGUAGCACACGGCCACAAAUUUAACCGUGUCAUCAUGACAGCCAUUGACCUGUUGUUGGCGAUUUUGUGGGGCAUUGGUACAAUUGUAGAUAUUGCAAAGUACCCCUGCUCUCCUGGUGAUGGGUGGUGCGAUUUCUACAAUGUCAGCAUCUUUUGGGGAAUGCUCUCAUUUGUACUCUUUAUUGGAGCCGUUGCCUGGGAUUUUGUUGGUGCAUGUGUGGCACGUCGCAAGUAG
This is a messenger RNA of Lichtheimia ornata, 939 nucleotides long. RefSeq lists its product as uncharacterized. Gene Ontology annotation, cellular component: membrane. NCBI's taxonomy places the organism in Eukaryota, Fungi, Mucoromycota, Mucoromycetes, Mucorales, Lichtheimiaceae. The record is from RefSeq and is a predicted model, not a curated record. The coding region runs from base 1 to 939 and encodes 312 amino acids. The transcript has 3 exons.